Molecule: messenger RNA, 555 nt
Organism: Penicillium paradoxum
Lineage: Eukaryota; Fungi; Ascomycota; Eurotiomycetes; Eurotiales; Aspergillaceae
Exons: 2
Coding region: 1-555 (184 amino acids)
Source: RefSeq, a predicted model, not a curated record
AUGGGUGUUUCCGUAUCUGAUCCGAUUAUUAUUGUCGGCACCAGUGCUUUUGGCCUCUCGACAGCACUCCAUCUCUCUCAACGAGGCUACACUAAUGUGUCGGUAUUCGACAAAAAGGUUACUGGAGACUUGACUGUCUACCAUGCCACACAAGAUGCAGGCGUACAAUUCUUCCUGGGCCAGCCAGUCGACGAGAUAGCCUACGUGAGCACAUUGACCGGCAGAAAAGCCGUUGGGAUUCGCACAAGGGAUCGAUUCUAUCCCUCGUCGCUGGUGAUUCUGGACCUCGGGGCUAGGGAUAGGGAUGCACGGUCUGGAAUUGGCCACACUGACUCCUUGGCUACCCCCCUUUCUUGGUAUUCCAACCCGAAUUCUCUCGCCGAGUAUGUGCCCUAUGAGUCUGCCUCGGUGAUACUCCUGGAGGGGGAUUCAAAACGCGAUUCGAAAAAGGCUGCUUUGGUGGGGUCUCUCGUUCUAGAUCUCAUGGCCACCAGCGAUCAGAGAAUUGCAAUGGAAGUGUCGGAGAUUGUGCCUCAAAUUUUGUCCAGGUUGUGA